AUGCCUAUCUUCAAGUCCAAACAACCCCCCAUUGACAUGCCAUGGCAUCUCCCUGUAUGGACCUGGCUAUUUGAUUCCGAAUAUAGUCCCCUGCGAAACUUCGCACCCCAAGACAUCAAAGGCUUCACCAAUGCCGCCACCAAAGAACAUCUCAGUUACGCCGACAUAAAAGUGCACUCGACACACCUCUCCACCGCACUGGUCAAGAAAUAUGGCCUGCAACAAGGCCAGACGGUCGCUCUCUUCUCCCCCAACACCGUCUGGUACCCCUGUUCCAUGUUCGGCGUCCUACGUGCCGGUGGUGUCAUCUCGGGCGCCUCUCCAGCCUACAACGUCGAAGAGAUGAGCUAUGCGCUCAAGACGGCCGACGCCAAAUUCCUCUUCACCGUCCCAAGCAGCAUGCAAGUCGCCGCCGCGGCAGCUAAGAAUGCUGGCAUCCCACAAGACCACGUGUUCCUCCUCGAAGGGAAACUCGACGGCUUCACAUCCAUGGCUGAGCUCCUCGAAAUCGGAAAGUCGUACGGCCCAUCAGGGCAAAUCGAACAAUUCAAACUCCCACCAGGCAAGAAAAAUAAAGACGUCUGCGGCUUCCUAUCCUUCAGUAGCGGCACGACGGGUCUCCCCAAAGCCGUCAUGAUCGCACACUCCAACGUCAUCGCGCAAUGUCUACAGAUACAACAGAUCUCGCCAGACACGCUCCGUCGCAUCCUGGCCGUGCUCCCCUUAUUCCACAUCACGGGCCUCGUCCACCAAAUGCACCUGCCCGUACUCCUCAACGCCAACGUCUACAUGCUCCCGAGCUUCAGCAUGGAUUCGAUGCUCGCGACGGUGCAGGAGUACAAACUCGAGGAAAUGCUACUGGUCCCACCCAUUCUGAUCCGCAUGGUGCGCGACUCGGCCACACUGGCGAAAUACGACCUGUCCUCGCUGAAGCGUUUUUCGUCCGGCGCGGCACCCCUGUCGGCGGAGAUCCUCGAACUCCUCCAGAAACGCUUCCCCGGCACCGGCUUCAAGCAGGGCUACGGCAUGACGGAGAGCUGCUCGUGCAUCACCGCACACCCGCCCGACAAAUACGACUUCAAAUAUGCCGUGCGCGUCGGCACGAUCGUCGCGUCCACCGAAGUCAAGAUCGUGGAUCCAGACACGGGGAAAGAAUGCGGCCUAAACGAGCCGGGCGAGAUCUGGGCGCGCGGCCCCCAGAUCGUCAUGGGCUAUCUCAACAACAAGAAAGCGACGGACGAGACGUUCGACAAAGACGGGUUCCUGCACACGGGCGACAUUGGUGCCCUCGACGACGAGGGCCUCAUCACCAUCACUGACCGUCUGAAGGAGAUGAUCAAAGUCAAGGGCAUCGGCGUCGCGCCCGCCGAGCUCGAAGACCUCCUCCUUGGCCAUCCUGAGGUCGAGGACGUUGCUGUCCUAGGCAUCCCCGACGACUAUGCGGGCGAGAGACCCAAGGCGUAUGUCGUGUUGCAGGCCGCGAAGCGUGGGGAGCCGGAAGAUGCGGCCAAUAGGUUACUCAAGUAUGUCCAGGACAAGAAGGUCCGUCAUAAGUGGGUUACGGAGAUCGAGGUCGUAGAGGAGAUCCCGAAGAGUCCGUCCGGUAAGAUCCUAAGGAGGGUGCUUAGGGAUAUGAAUAAGUCGGGCAAGAAGGGUGUCGUGGUCAAGGAUUCGAGGGAGCGCGCGAGGUUGUGA
Molecule: messenger RNA, 1695 nt
Organism: Exophiala bonariae
Lineage: Eukaryota; Fungi; Ascomycota; Eurotiomycetes; Chaetothyriales; Herpotrichiellaceae
Exons: 2
Coding region: 1-1695 (564 amino acids)
Molecular function (GO): CoA-ligase activity
Source: RefSeq, a predicted model, not a curated record